This is a messenger RNA of Laetiporus sulphureus 93-53, 1300 nucleotides long. RefSeq lists its product as uncharacterized. The record is from RefSeq and is a predicted model, not a curated record. Bases 363 to 1004 code for a protein of 213 amino acids. NCBI's taxonomy places the organism in Eukaryota, Fungi, Basidiomycota, Agaricomycetes, Polyporales, Laetiporaceae. The transcript has 2 exons.
GAAGCGAAGGUGAUUCCGAGUGAGUCGGACCGGGAUGUGCCGGGACGCGUCGGGCGCCUCUGCUAUGUGUCGACGCGACGCGUUUUGUCGCGUCACCACAGACGGCCCGAUUGGGGUGACCGACGCGGAGGCAGCUCUGCCAGAAAGACACAUGAUACCCGGCCAGUCGCUAUCUCCCGUUCCCACCCAGCGGUCCCGCACACAAGACGCACAAUAGGUCGCUUCCGCCUCUUCUCCUCGUACCACCACCAUCUCUGCACCGCCCCGCAGCGCAUCAAUAUAUCAACCAGUGCACCCCCGCCCACCUCGCAUUCCACACCCUCACCCUCACGUAGACUUACAUCCAUCCCGACUUAUCAACCAUGCCCGCCCUCCUUCUCGCCGCUGGUCGUACUCUCAACCGUGCCACCUCACCGCAGCACACCGCAUCCGUCGAGCGGUCCAAGCGUGAUUCCGAGCUUGCGCAGCCCACGGCUCAGGGCCCAGCUCUGAAGGACAGACGUGCAUACGAGCACGAACGGCAGCGCGCGAAGAAGACGGUGGAGGUCGAGCGCGCCCGCGAGCGCAAACAACGCAAGAGCGUACAGCGCCUGGCAAGCGACGGCGCGUGUCUGGUGUGCCGCACGGCCCACACACGUCGUUCCGGGGUGAAAGGCGGCGUGUGGGGCGUGUCGGAGGUAGAGGGGCAGGAGAACGCCCCACUGGAGCCGCGGGAUGAGCAGAGCGGCUCCCUCGAUAUCGACGAUGGUGUUAUCGCGCAUGUCCGCGGAGUGCGGGAGGUGGACCUCGCCUCCCUGAUCAAGCCCGCGAAGACCCGGAAACCGAAAGCCGAGGACUACGAAGUCAUCCCGAACGUGCGUCCCGUGAUUGCGCUCGACGACCGAGCAUCAGCCGUGCCCGAAGUAGACGAGCCUUGGGAGCACAUUUCCGCUGAAGAUGAGGAUGGCGCUCCGGCUGGUCCGUCUGGUCCGUCCUACGCACAGAUCGUCGCAAACAUGACGUAGAUUGCUUGUGUCGAGCAUCCUGAUGCAUAAUCAGCGAGGACAGGGAGUAACAAGAAUACUAUGUAUGUGUAUAAUUGUUGGACUAGAGCCUGAGAAGGGAGAUUGCAGUAGAAUUGUUCUGAAGAUAUAUCAGCAGUAACGACGUUACGAUUUGUACUCACGAAUACCCAUAUGCUACCACCCGUCUAUGCAACACGCAUACCUAUUUCGUAACUGCAAUCUAUGCUGUAUCAUUCGCUAGGUUGGAAUACAGGCUUGUCAGUAGCCACUUAUGCUUAAACCCACCGAUACCGGCC